AUGGCUACAGUUCAGAUAAGUGAACCCGAGUCUACCAUCGCAACCAUGGCACACUCCAUCUACCGCCCUGGCUCACCCUCUGGGUCUAGGCUUGAGGCGCGGGUAGCGGAACUGGAGGAAAGGCUUCAGGAUGAGCGCAUCGUACUCACGAAGAGUCAACGAGACAACUGUGAUAUGGCGCUGGAAAUUGAGAUGCUCCAAGAACGCCUUGAAGAAGCCAAUGAGACUAUUUCGCAGCACGUGGAUACAAUUCGCCGCAAAGAGGUGGAGCUUUCAAUGAUCCAGAAGGAACGUGAUCUGUUGCGACAUACGCAGGAGGAAGAUACUGCUUCUCUCCGUAAACGCUACCAAUCGUCCAUAGACGAGCAAAACCACGAGCUUGACGAAUUCCGACGCAUUAAGCACAAGAUGGAAAAGGAGAAGAGUGAACUGAUGAACCAGGUGGAAAAAUUUGCAAGUGAUCUGUCAAAAGUGGAACUUAUGAAUGUGAGUUUACCUUUUUGCCUAGAUCCUGUCUCCCUUCCAAUAGGUGCUACUGGCAGUGCAUUUGACAACCAUCAGACUCUGAAUGAGUCUUUAGAGAACAAAAUUGAGGCCUUGGAUGCACAAAACACACGCCUUAAAGCUGGAAAUGAGGACCUGUUGAAACAACUGUCGGAGGCAAACGCGAAGUACUCCAGUCUGUCGGCAGAUGAGUCAGAGCGACAGAAGCAUAUAGACAAAUUGACAACAUCCCUUAAUAUUGCUCAACGCCAAGCAACCGUUUCAGAAAAGGAGAUUGACGAAUUAAAGCGGCAGGUCCAGGAGGAGUCAACGUCUAAUGCGCAUCUUCAAUCGCGCCAGUCGAUGCUGCAGGCUGAGCUUGAAGUGGCGGAGGCUCGUGCCGAGGAGGAGGCAGAAAAUGCCAACCAGGCACAACAACAACUUUCCAAAACAAACGCCGAACUCGCAGCCCUCCGCACCAAGCACGAGCGUGAAGUGACUGAGCUCCAAAACGAAAUCGACGAAGCCAAACGCCGUCUGACAUCCCGAACGAGUGAAUUGACUGAGCAGUACGAAUCAGAGCACUCAAGAGUUCUCAGUCUCGAGCGCACCAAGACCCAAUUGACAGGUCAAAUCCACGAAAUUCAAAUUCAGUUAGAUUCAUGCCAAGUGGACAAUUUGGAUCUGAAACAGGAGCUCAAGUCGAUCACCACCCAGCUAGAUGAGACGGAGAAAAUCCUAGAGGAAGAGCAGACCGAGCUAAUCCAGCUCCGUACGAAAUUGGCCUCUACACAGAAGGAGCUCUCCAAUGCACGCAACUGGAGGGUAGAAAACGAGCCAAGGCUACUUUCUUUGGAGAAGGAGAAUCGUGCGACCACUGAAAGGCUGAAGGAACUCAAAGAAUCCGUCGUGAAACUGUCAAAGGAAAAUGAUGAGUUAGAGAGUGUCCAAGUUCGCAUGGAGCGUGAAAGGGAAUCCUUCCAAAUGACCAUCCGAGAGCUUGAAGAGGCGGUUCAAGAUGCUGAGACAAAAUAUCAAAGUUCCCAAAACGCCAUCAGCCAACUCCGUCAGGAUCUGACAUCUCGUAUGCAGGAGAAGGAGGAAGAACUUGAGAGUCUUAAGCGCUCAAGCCAUCGCACCAUUGAGGAUUUGAACGGAGUGCUUAAAGACUUGGAGUCGAAGCACCGAGCCGAGGUGGUACGUUGGAAAAAGAAGAUGGAGACGACAGUUGGAGAUAUGGAUCAUGAGUUGGUGGCGGAGCGUGAAGCUAAGGAGGCUGCAGAGAAAGCUGCGCAGGAGGCGGAGGACCAUUACAAUCAGCUGGCUGCAGAAUUCGACGAUGUGCACCACACCAUGGAGGAGACAAGGUCUGCCCUUCAGCUCAGUGAAAGCCGCCGACAGGCCGUAGCGGAGGAGCUGGAGAUGCUCCGAGUGCAACAAGAGGCAUCUGAGCGAAGCCGUCGCAAGGCGGAGUCUGAGACUCAGGAAAUAACCAAUCGGGUGUCCGAACUAAACGCUCAGGUCAACAGUCUGACAGCUGAUAAGCGGCGCCUCGAAGGCGAACUUGCGAUUGCACUCGGAGACAUUGAAGACCUGAACGGCAGCAAACAGGGUAAUGAGGAGCGCAUUGCAAAACUGCUGCUUGAUGUGUCUCGACUGACGGCUGACUUACAGGCGGAGCAAGAUCUCGCCCGCCGAGCUGAUGCUGGAAGACGCCAGCUGGAGACGGACCUUCGCGAUGCCAAUAAUCGUCUGAAAGCAGCAGAGCAAGCUUGUGAGGACGCUGAGAAAGAUGCCAUUAGGAAAAUCAACGGAAUGGAGGCACGAAUUCGUGACGCAGUAGUGACUGCCGAGGCUGAAGCCAAACGUGUUAGGGAGCUCACCACCCAUUUACGAAAGGUUGAGCGUGCCCAUAAGGAGGCUAGUCAAGCGGUUGAAGAGGAGCGUUCAUUGGCGGCCCAGAUGAAGGAGUUGAUGGAACGAGGUCAAGGUAAACUCAAAACCAUGCGCCGUCAAGUGGAAGAAGCAGAGGCGGCGGCCGCAGCCGCAAACAUGAAGCUGCGUAAGACUCAGGAGCAGCUGGAGGAGGCGGAACUGCGUGCUACGAUGGCGGAGCGCCGCGCCAGCCUACAAACGGAGGCUGCGCGGGAGAAGCAGGCAGGAUUCACGCCCCGAAUGCGCUCCACCUCGUUUGUGCGCGAGGGCUCUACCUUCAGUGUGACCGAUUAUACACCCCGUCGCUCGCGCCGCACUCCCGCUUUUCGCAGUGUUGAGAGCGAGGAGCGUGAUACCAUCAACGGAGUCGCCGACUAG
Messenger RNA from Echinococcus granulosus, 2796 nucleotides. RefSeq names its product Paramyosin. The record is from RefSeq and is a predicted model, not a curated record. NCBI's taxonomy places the organism in Eukaryota, Metazoa, Platyhelminthes, Cestoda, Cyclophyllidea, Taeniidae. The coding region runs from base 1 to 2796 and encodes 931 amino acids. Gene Ontology annotation, cellular component: myosin complex. The transcript has 16 exons.